AUGGAAGAAGGAGAACGUAACAGUAGCGAGAGACUCGACAUAAUUAUAAGAGGCUUGCGUGAGCUAUCUGCAGACCUAGACCAUCUCCUGCUGCUAGGAUCUGACGUCAAGGAGCUGAGUAGAAAUCUUGACAGGUUUCUAUAG
Messenger RNA from Encephalitozoon hellem ATCC 50504, 144 nucleotides. RefSeq lists its product as uncharacterized. The coding region runs from base 1 to 144 and encodes 47 amino acids. The transcript has a single exon. Lineage: Eukaryota; Fungi; Microsporidia; Unikaryonidae. The record is from RefSeq and is a predicted model, not a curated record.